This is a messenger RNA of Cladophialophora immunda, 2458 nucleotides long. RefSeq lists its product as uncharacterized. Gene Ontology annotation, molecular function: zinc ion binding; DNA-binding transcription factor activity, RNA polymerase II-specific; transcription cis-regulatory region binding. The coding region runs from base 109 to 1740 and encodes 543 amino acids. Gene Ontology annotation, cellular component: nucleus. Gene Ontology annotation, biological process: positive regulation of transcription by RNA polymerase II. The record is from RefSeq and is a predicted model, not a curated record. The transcript has 3 exons. NCBI's taxonomy places the organism in Eukaryota, Fungi, Ascomycota, Eurotiomycetes, Chaetothyriales, Herpotrichiellaceae.
UUUGUUCUGCGCUAUACAGACAUCCAGCUCUCAAAGUUGAGCAAUGCCGCCACAGCCCACAGCGCUGAUCUUGCGACCGAGUGUGCACACAAAGCUACUGUUGGAACGAUGACAAUCCCCUCUCGAUCCUGGAAUGGCUGCGUUCGUUGCAGGAAGCGACGCCAGAAGUGUGGGGAGCAGAAGCCGCAAUGCGUUCGAUGUGAGAAGGACCAAGUGGAUUGCUCCUACCAGAAACCCCUGAGAUUUGGAGGACGGCCUUUUGCUCAAUCGCGAUUCGGGGCCUGUCUUUCAAAGAAUACUGGAGGAGCCCGAAAAGCCGCAACCAUUGAUGGAGGAUUUGUGUACACUUCGGCCUCAAUCGCCAAGGUAGUCCCAUCAGAGACCUCGCCAUGCAAGCUGGAUCCCGCGGCAGGGACAGAACCAUUAGAGGCCGAGCAAGUGAUUGAGGACGAGACUUCCUUGGAUUUGAUCCAAGUGAGUAAACGACUACCCGAUCCGAUAUCCAGCCACGUCGACAUACUGUCAUUCAUUCCUGGGAACAACCGCGCCCUCCUUCAGUACUUCACUUGCAAUGCUUCCAUGGCUCUGGCUACACACGCCUUUGUCCAUCAGGAGGUUUGUGAAUUGAUAUUACCAAUGGCCCUUGGGAAUCCCGCCCUCCUCCACGCCACCCUGGCCCUGGCGGCUAUCCAUCGGAAUUCAUUGACGUCCAUGGCUGAAAAUGAGAUGGAUGAUGGCGCCCAAAGACUUGUCACCCACCUCACGGCCACUAGCAUUCGCCAUUUGCGUCGAGACCUCCAAGAUCCAAGAUCCAGCCCACUGGCAGCUAAAGUGGCCACGACUCGAACCCUGUUCCUCUGUGAGGCCAUUUCUGGAUCUCACUCCCUUCGGGCCUGGAGAGCUCAUUUCCUGGGAGCACGAGCCUUACUGUCUUCCCACGCAGGAUCAUCGCAGGGGUUUGAGCAGGAUCCAUCACUUCUUUUCCUGCAGCGGUGGUAUAACAUCACCGAAGCGCUCGUUGCUAUCACAACUGACGGGCUAUCAGCGGGCCAAAUCGCUUGUGGUGGACCACGAUACCUCAUUGGCGAGGCUGAAGAGGCUGAUGUUUGUAUCGAUAUGUAUACGGGCUGUGCGGAAGACAUUUCAGUAGUGUUCCGAGAGAUCGGAGCUGUGGCUUGGGAGAGACGACGUGCAGCUGAUGACCCUGGCCGACAUCCCAGGCUUUCGGAACAGGAUUUCCUGCGUGAAGCCGAUCUCUUGGAGAUGUCGGUCCGAAGGAUGAUUGAGCGUGACAAGGCUCGGUCAACCGUGUUCAACAUUCCCGGCGGUCGCGAUCUAUCUGUGGAGGAGUCCAAGGAGUUCUUGCUUUGUAACGAAGCUUACCAACACACUGCGCUCAUUCACAUUCAUCGACGGGUUCGGCGACUUCCACCCAAUGCUGCAGCCGUGCAAGCGUCCGUCCAGAGGAUUAUCGAAUGUGUCGAAAGUAUUAGACCUGCUGCGACCUUGUCACCGCUAACUUUGCUGACAACCCCUCUCUUCACUGCGGGUUGCGAAGCGGCAGGUCCCGAACGUUGCAAGAUCGCGCAGCUCUUGACCAACAUGUUCACUCUUUUACGUCUACCAAACAUGAAGCGUGCGUUACAAGUGCUCGAAGCCUUUUGGCGUGUAUCGGAAGUUUCCGGUAUUGAUUGGGAGGAUUUCUCGCGUCAACGGAACUGGGAUUUCUUGCCAUAUUGAGCUGAGCAGCUCUGCCGUCCAGUGCGAUAAAUGCGCCGUCAGCUACCUAGCCGAGUCAGCGCCGAAUGCGUCCUGAGCGGCAACGACGAAGUCCCUCUUUUCUUCUCUGUCCUUCAACGGAGAUGCCCUGUUAAGACCGCAGCUGGUGGACUCAUUUUUCUUGCUGAACGCUACUUUCGACGCUUCGUAUGUCUGGCAACUCAUCGGACGAGAGCACUAUGGGUUUUACCCACCUGUUACCCCAUCGGUGGAGUACAAAAUAAGUAAGUGGCAGCAAAACGGCGCAGACGAUUGCCUGGGUGCCGAAGCACCAUCCAUAUCCUGGGCGUCAAAGUCAGCCUCAAUCCUCCAAGUCGGGGAUCAACGUGUUGCUUACCAACUGCGGCGGUCCAGUCGUAAAUAUACCAGGGAACGAUAAACGCGGACAUCUUUUUGGGGUCAGUCUCGACGGUCAUGGUACUGAGGCUGAUGUCCACUCACAUUUAUGAUGACGGAAUAAAAUGUUAUGACCUCAAUGGCGUGCUCCGGGUAGCAGUCAACGAUAUAUGUCGACAAGGUCGUGUUGCCCGCUUGAAGGCCGACCGCAAACAGGAACAGAGCCACUUGACCGACCAUCCAGUGCCAUCCUUUCUGGACCGAAGCUCCCCAGACCGCAAGGCCAAUGGCGGAGAGCAGGGCGCCGGGAUAGCCGAGCCACAGCCUCAUUUCUGGUGUUCGC